Molecule: messenger RNA, 756 nt
Organism: Micromonas pusilla CCMP1545
Lineage: Eukaryota; Viridiplantae; Chlorophyta; Mamiellophyceae; Mamiellales; Mamiellaceae
Exons: 1
Coding region: 1-756 (251 amino acids)
Source: RefSeq, a predicted model, not a curated record
AUGGUGUCCGCGACGCUCAGCACGAAGACGGAGAUCAAAGGGUUCAAGUCCCCCACCGCGAAGCUCGCGACGUUCGAGAUCGAGUCCUCCGCCACCGUGGCGGGAUGGAAGCUCGUCGCCGUCGCCGCGCCGUCGACGCCCGCGCUGUCGAAAUCAGGCAUCGCGAAGCCGUCGUCGAGCGAGGUCGAGCUCAACGCGGAGGCGUCCAAGGACGGCCUGACGAUCUUCUUCGAUAACCUCCAGCUCCUCCCGAAGCGACAGUUCGGCCCGCGCGUCAAGUCGUCGACGAAGCACGCUCUGGGCUCGGGAGGGUACAAGGUUGGCGUCGACGCGACGUUCAUCGCGCGCGGGAACACGUCCGAGGGUAAAGCCAAGACGCCGGCGCCGACGGAGGUCCUGAAGCUCACGCUGAAGCCGGAUUCGAUUCGCGGGUUCACGCCGAAGAUGGACUACAGCACCGCGAAGAACGUCGCCGCGUUGGAGGUCAAGACGAACGUCGAUCGGUUCCUCGUCACGAUGAAAGGGGAGUACGAUCUCAAGUCCAAGGCGCUCGGAAACGCGAGCGCGUCGGCGUCGACGACGGUGAAGCUGCCGGAGGACGUCAAGGCGAAGAUCGAGGUGAAGAGCGACGCGUCCGGGAAGGUGGAGCUGAUGAAAGGGACGCUCACGGUGGACGUCCCGAUCAAGAAGGGGUUCAAGCCCCCGAGCGUGGACGAUAUCGCGCUCAAGAUUAAGUUUGAGCAGUCGCUCGCGUGA